Molecule: messenger RNA, 1311 nt
Organism: Lobosporangium transversale
Lineage: Eukaryota; Fungi; Mortierellomycota; Mortierellomycetes; Mortierellales; Mortierellaceae
Product: transmembrane amino acid transporter protein-domain-containing protein
Exons: 9
Coding region: 1-1311 (436 amino acids)
Biological process (GO): amino acid transmembrane transport
Cellular component (GO): endoplasmic reticulum
Molecular function (GO): amino acid transmembrane transporter activity
Source: RefSeq, a predicted model, not a curated record
AUGACAGGAAACAGAACUAACCGCAGUGGUAUUGGAAAUCGACCAGACCAUGGACAUGACAUUGAUCCAGAGGCUAAACUUCCAGAUCAUGGAGGCAAUCUCCUGAGCAGUUUUUUAAACAUGGCCAACAGCAUUAUCGGAGCAGGUCUUCCCUUUGCGUUUCAAGAAGCUGGGCUUGGGAUGGGAGUCCUUUUACUAUGCCUUAUAACAUGGAUCGUCGAUUGGACCGUUGGCCUGUUAGUUCAUAGUGCGAAGCUUUCUGGAAGAAGCACGUACCAGGAUCUUCUAAUGUUCUGUUUUGGCAAGGCUGGCUUGAUCAGCAUUUCACUCUUUCAAUUUAUUUUUGCCUUUGGAGCUAUGUGUGCCUACACCGUCAUCGUGGGUGAUACCCUACCACACGUACUCCAGGCACUAAUUCCUGGGAUCGAGGAUUGGCCUUUGCUGGGUUUUAUAGCCAGACGUUCAUUUGUCAUUACAUUUUGCACGGUCAUGAUUUCAUACCCACUCUCGCUCUAUCGAGAUAUUUCCAAGUUAGCCAAAACGAGCGCCGUUGCUAUGUUGGCGCUUGUGAUCAUCAUUAUUGCAGUCAUGAUUGAAGGGCCUAGGGCACCUAUAGAAAUGAAAGGUGACCCAGAUGCGGUCUGGUCGUUUGCUAGACCAAAAGUUUUCCAGUCCAUUGGCGUCAUUAGUUUUGCGUUCGUAUGCCAUCACAAUUCAUUCUUAAUCUUCUCCUCUCUGCAAAAGCCGACAAUAAACCGUGUAAAGCUAGUUACACAUAUGAGUAUGGUGGUCUCGCUUCUGGCCUGUUUGAUCUUGGCACUUUCAGGAUAUCUCAGUUUCUCCGAUAUGACGCAAGGAAACAUCUUGAACAAUUUUGCAUCGGACAACUUUAUCAUUAACAUCGCGCGUUUCUGCUUUGGUGUGAACAUGUUCACAACCCUUCCACUCGAAGCUUUUGUCUGUCGCGAGGUUAUUGAGACUUACUACUUCCCAGGGUUACCCUUCUCUAUCAAGCGUCAUUUUAUUAUUACAACAGGGCUUGUAGGAGUAGCAUUAUUCAUCGCACUUCUGACAUGUAACCUCGGAUUUGUACUCGAGGUAACUGGCGGGUUCUCGGCCACGGCUCUAGCAUUUAUCUUGCCACCAAUGUGCUAUUUGAAGCUUGUAUCAGGGCCUUUAUGGUCAACUAAAAAGCUUCCGCACCUGAUGUGUGUGGGCUUUGGGAUUGCAGUCAUGAUCCUUAGCACGUUUUUUUCUUUACAACAUUUCAUGGAACCCAAGGAUGCAGGAGCUUCGAGUUGCUCCGUGUAA